Procambarus clarkii (red swamp crayfish) is the source of this 1491-nucleotide messenger RNA. The record is from RefSeq and is a predicted model, not a curated record. Lineage: Eukaryota; Metazoa; Arthropoda; Malacostraca; Decapoda; Cambaridae.
ACUCCUAGGCCUCCAGACCAGCAACACACUCCUAGACCUCCUGACCAGCAACACACUCCUAGGCCUCCAGACCAGCAACAUACUCCUAGACUUCCUGACCAGCAACACACUCCUAGACCUCCUGACCAGCAACACACUCCUAGACCUCCUGACCAGCAACACACUCCUGGACCUCCUGACCAGCAACACACUCCUAGACCUCCUGACCAGCAACACACUCCUGGACCUCCUGACCAGCAACACACUCCUAGACCUGACCAGCAACACACUCCUAGACCUCCUGACCAGCAACACACUCCUAGACCUCCUGACCAGCAACAUACUCCUAGACCUCCUGACCAGCAACACACUCCUAGACCUUCUGACCAGCAACACACUCCUGGACCUCCUGACCAGCAACACACUCCUAGACCUCCUGACCAGCAACACACUCCUAGACCUCCUGACCAGCAACACACUCCUAGACCUCCUGACCAGCAACACACUCCUGGACCUCCUGACCAGCAACACACUUCUAGACCUCCUGACCAGCAACACACUCCUGGACCUCCUGACCAGCAACACACUCCUAGACCUGACCAGCAACACACUCCUAGACCUCCUGACCAGCAACACACUCCUGGACCUUCUGACCAGCAACACACUCCUGGACCUCCUGACCAGCAACACACUCCUAGACCUCCUGACCAGCAACACACUCCUAGACCUCCUGACCAGCAACACACUCCUGGACCUCCUGACCAGCAACACACUCCUAGACCUCCUGACCAGCAACACACUCCUAGACCUCCUGACCAGCAACACACUCCUAGACCUCCUGACCAGCAACACACUCCUAGACCUCCUGACCAGCAACACACUCCUAGACCUCCUGACCAGCAACACACCCCUAGACCUCCUGACCAGCAACACACUCCUGGACCUCCUGACCAGCAACACACUCCUAGACCUCCUGACCAGCAACACACUCCUAGACCUCCUGACCAGCAACACACUCCUGGACCUCCUGACCAGCAACACACUCCUAGACCUCCUGACCAGCAACACACUCCUAGACCUCCUGACCAGCAACACACUCCUAGACCUCCUGACCAGCAACACACUCCUGGACCUCCUGACCAGCAACACACUCCUAGACCUCCUGACCAGCAACACACUCCUAGACCUCCUGACCAGCAACACACUCCUGGACCUCCUGACCAGCAACACACUCCUAGACCUCCUGACCAGCAACACACUCCUAGACCUCCUGACCAGCAACACACUCCUAGACCUCCUGACCAGCAACACACUCCUAGACCUCCUGACCAGCAACACACUCCUAGACCUCCUGACCAGCAACACACUCCUGGACCUCCUGACCAGCAACACACUCCUAGACCUCUUGACCAGCAACACACUCCUAGACCUCCUGACCAGCAACACACUCCUGGACCUCCUGACCAGCAACACACUCCUAGACCUCCUGACCAGCAACACCAAACUAAUUAA